GAUGCCCGGAUUAGAUUACAAUGUUGUAUACAAACAAAUAAGUGUCGUUUUAAAUCGUUUGUUGGUGUAAUGGAAAUGUCAGAGGAUGAAGAAAAAGAGCCGUCAGCUUACGUCGUCGCUUUUCUCUACGGCAUUUUAUCCUUCGUAUGCGUCAUACUACUUGUCCUUCUCAUUUUUGUAGCGUGUUCAAGAAAGUACAGGCUUAAUUGGUUUGAGAAAAACCUUUUAGAAUCCGCCGACAACAAAGACUCUCACAGCCAAGAACCACUAGUGCAGGAGUUGAUACAGGGUAGUAGUAAAAGUUUAUGCACUAAUUAUGGUGAGGAAGCGUAUUGGAUGCCCACUUCAUCUCAGAAACACAGCUCGCUUUGCCAAAGUGAUAACGAAAGGGACGAAACGAGUCCGGAAUGUUCGAUACCAGAGAGCCCAAUAUCAUCGAGUAGUUAUCAGCCUUUCUCUGCACCUAUUCCACUCGCUAGAAACGGCAAUCAAAUUAUAUUGACUAACACGAGCCCGGUGCGGCCAAAAUUGGCGUCAAUGCAGUCUAAAUUGGACCACACAAAAAUUGAUUAUUCCUUAUAUCAAACGGAGUCCCCAUCUGAACCAACUAAUAUGAGGGGUUCCCUGCACGUCACUCUGUUUUAUGAACCUAUAGCAGAAAUAUUAACCGUUCGACUUAUUGAAGCUCAAGACUUGGAAGCCAGAGACUUUAGUGGAACCGCCGAUCCUUACGCUAAAAUACGUUUGUUACCCGAUCGAACGAAUGUGUGGCAGACGAGGAUACACAAGAAAACCUUAAAUCCAGUGUUUGACGAAGAUUUCGUGUUCGAAGUUAAAGCUGCCACUUUGGGUCGCCACACUUUGGAAGUAGUACUAUACAAUUUCGACGCGUAUUCGCGCCACUAUAGUAUCGGAGGUGUGCAGCUGCCCUUAGCCAAUAUUGAUUUGAGUGAAAAGGUCGAUUUAUGGAAAGGCCUGAGUCCGUCGUUCGAGCAUGAUGCUCGAUUAGAUCUGGGAGAGCUUAUGGUUUCCUUGGCCUACCUUCCGUCCGCCGAGCGCCUUACUGUCGUAGUGAUUAAAGCGAGAAAUUUGAGGAUGGUCGAUGAUACAAGAAAUAGUUCAGAUCCGUAUGUAAAAGUCAGCAUAAUGCAAGGAGAUAAGAAGAUAAAGAAACGAAAAACAGGAGUCCAUCGCAAUACCGUUUGUCCCAUAUUUAACGAAGCCCUCACGUUUAAUAUUAGCAAAUCGCAACUUAAAAGAUGCUACAUAGAAUUUUCCGUCUUGCACGACAGCCUUUUAGGCGCGAGUGAACUUUUAGGCAAAGCGCGUGUCGGACAAACAGCGGAAUGCAAACGGCGUGAAAAGGAAUACUUCGCGGAGAUAUUUCAGAGCACCACAGCAACUGCCCAGUGGCUACCUUUAUCCGAUCCUCGAAUUGUACCUCAGAAGAAGAAUUAAAACGCUUAAUGUAGUCAAUUAUUUACGCUUUACAUGGUAUUUGGGACCUCAAGCUGAUGAACAGUUUCUAAAUAAAUUUGGUACAACCUACUAUGCAUGUAUAACCAAAUACUUUAUUGUUAUUAAUGUGUAGGUAAUAAACUUUGUAAGUAAAUAGA
This is a messenger RNA of Photinus pyralis (common eastern firefly), 1616 nucleotides long. Its product is annotated as synaptotagmin-5. Gene Ontology annotation, molecular function: calcium ion binding; calcium-dependent phospholipid binding; syntaxin binding. NCBI's taxonomy places the organism in Eukaryota, Metazoa, Arthropoda, Insecta, Coleoptera, Lampyridae. Bases 70 to 1458 code for a protein of 462 amino acids. The record is from RefSeq and is a predicted model, not a curated record. Gene Ontology annotation, biological process: regulation of dopamine secretion; calcium-ion regulated exocytosis; regulation of calcium ion-dependent exocytosis. The transcript is spliced from 8 exons.